Messenger RNA from Kazachstania africana CBS 2517, 1527 nucleotides. RefSeq names its product ribosomal lysine N-methyltransferase (gene RKM4). The record is from RefSeq and is a predicted model, not a curated record. The transcript has a single exon. Gene Ontology annotation, biological process: peptidyl-lysine monomethylation. Gene Ontology annotation, molecular function: protein-lysine N-methyltransferase activity; protein binding. Gene Ontology annotation, cellular component: nucleus. Bases 1 to 1527 code for a protein of 508 amino acids. Lineage: Eukaryota; Fungi; Ascomycota; Saccharomycetes; Saccharomycetales; Saccharomycetaceae.
AUGGCUGGUUACAAGGCUGAUACUGAUGCCUUUGUAUCAUGGUUAACUGCUGAUGCAAAUGUGAAACUUUCACAAAACAUCGAGGUUACACAUUUCAACACUUCAAAUGAAGGAAGAGGUGUCAUUGCCGUAAAGGACAUUGCAGAGGGGGAGGUGCUAUUCGAAAUUCCAAGAGAUUCGAUACUAAAUGUUCUGACGUCAAGCUUAAGUUCUGAUUUUUCAGAUCUCGAGGAAACAUUACAGAGCAUUGGUUCCUGGGAAGGACUAAUCUUAUGCUUAUUAUAUGAAUGGAAAGGUAAGAAAGAGAAAAGUAAGUGGUGGAAAUAUUUCAACGUAUUACCUUCCAGCAAUGCUAUGAAUGGUUUGAUGUACUGGAAUGAACAGGAGCUGGAGCACUUGAGACCUUCCUUAGUCCUAGAUCGUAUUGGAAAGAAGAGUGCAAAAAAUAUGUACCAUAAAGUUCUGACACUUGUUAAAGAGAGUAAAUUUCCUGAAGUGCUUUGUAACGUAGAGUGGGAAGACUUUGUUUACGCUGCAAGCGUGAUUAUGGCAUAUUCGUUCGAUGUGGAAAAUGGAGAAUCUCAAACUUUGAAUGAAGAAGAUGAUGAUCAGGACGAAGAAGAAAAUACUGGCUAUAUAAAGUCAAUGAUUCCACUAGCUGACACCCUGAAUUCAGAUACCCAUCAAUGCAAUGCCAAUUUGAUGUAUGAUGAUAAAUUUUUGAAAAUGUAUGCAAUUAAACCAAUCAAAAAGGGUGAGCAAGUUUUCAAUAUUUAUGGGAACCAUCCAAAUGCAGAAAUUUUGAGAAGAUAUGGUUACGUUGAAUGGAGUGGAUCUGCUUAUGAUUUUGGGGAAGUACUAUUAGGGAAUAUUGAGCAGGCCUUGCUUGAGACGUUUUCUGUACCGAAGGAGACACUUGACAUGUGUAUCGAGACAUUAAAGAAGGAUGAGAUCAUUUCUGAUAUCUUAGAAAAUGAAGAUAUUGUAUUAGACUCUUAUGACUGUUAUUACGAUGGAACUGUUGAGACAGACUGUGUGGUACUCGUUGUUGUGAUGUCAACGUUACUACAGACACCAAAUAUAGCGGCGAUGGACAACACUACCCUUACAAUGCAUUUACGAAGAGUGGUGAAGAAAUGCGUUCAAUUGGUUGAACGUGGAUCCAUAAGUGAAAGUUGUAAUAAGGUAUGGCAGAAGGCUGUUUCUUUCAGACUGAAGGACUAUUCUAACAGAGACUUCAGUGACCCUGAAUUGCAGUCCAUAGAUUUUGAAGAUAAGUCUAAAUUAAGAGCCCAAAUGGCCAAUGUAGUUCUUAAGGGUGAAGUAGAGUGCCUUUCAAGUUGCUUCGGCUCUUUCUCGAAGCAAUUUAAAAUCAUCGAUGACAAAAAAUUGCUGGAUAAUAUUCUAAAAAGAAAAGCAGACACCGUUACAAACUCUAAAAAUAAAAACAAAGGCUGUAAACGAUCCACUGAACAUUAUAUAAAUCAUGGCGGAGCACUGUAUAAACUGUAUAAGAAGCAUUACUGA